AUGGCUAUUCCUCUCUGGCAACUCGUUCUCGGCUUCCUCGCCACUUCUGUCGUAUACUCACUCCUCUCCUCGAUCUACCUCCGCAUCCAGCACCGCCGCAAAGCAGCCGCCCAAGGAUGCCAACCCCCUAAAAAGGUUUCCGGUGGCUUUUUAAAUCUCGGAUACAACAACUACAAAACCAUCAUCGAAUACUCCUCUCAAUACAAAUCACUGGAUCUAAUCGACAAAUGGGUCCGCGAGAAUGGAUAUACAUUCCAACAAGUCGUCCUGGGCACAAAGGCUCUCGUGACCGCUGAACCGGAAAACAUCAAAGCCAUGCUCGCCACGCAAUUUAAUGAUUUCGGUCUAGGUCUGAGACGGAAAGCGUUUGGUCCGUUUUUGGGCGAUGGCAUUUUCACGCUGGAUGGUGCGGGAUGGUCGCAUUCGCGCGCGAUGUUACGGCCGCAGUUUUCGCGCGAUCAGGUCGCUGAUGUGGGCAUGUUGGGCGAUCAUGUUGAUCAGUUGAUUGCGCUGAUGCCGGCUGAUGGAACGCCGUUUGACAUUCAGGAAUAUUUCUUCAAGAUGACACUCGAUACCGCGACGGAAUUUUUGUUUGGCGAGUCGACGAAUUGCUUGCUCGAAAACAAUAAAACCCCAAGCGGAAAGUCGUCGGCAUUGUCGACUGUUGGUGGCGAGGAAGGGUUUGCGUAUGCGUUCAACAAGUCUCAGGAUUAUGUGGUGAAGAGGGUUCGAGCACAGGAUUUUUACUGGCUGGUCACCUCUGCGGAGUCUCGUCGCGACUGCAAGAACGUGCACAAUGUGGUUGAUUACUACGUUGACGCAGCUUUGGCGAGGUACAACCAUGCCGGCGGCGAUCAGGAGAAGUUUAUUGAUAGCGCGAACUCGGACCGAUAUGUUUUCCUAGAUGCGAUGGUCAGGGAAACGCAGGACCGAAGGGCUUUGAGAGACCAGAUGUUGAAUAUCUUGCUGGCAGGUCGGGACACGACAGCCAGUCUGUUGAGUUCGUCGUUUUACUAUCUCGCCCGCUACCCGCGUGUAUGGCAGCGACUUCGCGAGGAGAUUGUCGCGACAUUCCCACCCAGCGAAUCCGCGGACUCGAUCACAAUCGCUCGCCUGCGCGAAGUUCGCUACUUGAAACAUUUCCUCAACGAGGUUUUGCGUCUUCUGCCACCGGUGCCCACAAAUGGCCGAUUCGCUGUAAAGGAUACUACGUUGCCCGUUGGUGGCGGUGUAGAUGGAAAAUCGCCUGUGUUUGUCCCCAAGGGCACAAAAUGUCUCUAUAAUGUUACCGUGAUGCAUCGACGAAAGGAUCUCUGGGGCCAGGACGCGGAAGAGUUCAGGCCUGAGCGAUGGGAGGAGAAUGGGCGGCAUGGAUGGGAGUAUUUGCCGUUUAACGGUGGGCCUAGAAUUUGUCUCGGCCAGCAAUAUGCAUUGACGGAAGCAAGCUACGUUCUUGUCAGACUGUUGCAGCGGUUUGACCAUAUCAGUAAUGCGCAGCCGGAGAUUACGAGUCCUUGCAUGAAACUGUCUUUGACCGCGUAUCAUGCGCGCGGUGUGAAGGUUGGCUUGUUUGCUAAUGAGUAA
This is a messenger RNA of Talaromyces amestolkiae, 1584 nucleotides long. RefSeq lists its product as uncharacterized. NCBI's taxonomy places the organism in Eukaryota, Fungi, Ascomycota, Eurotiomycetes, Eurotiales, Trichocomaceae. The record is from RefSeq and is a predicted model, not a curated record. Bases 1 to 1584 code for a protein of 527 amino acids. The transcript has 2 exons. Gene Ontology annotation, molecular function: heme binding; oxidoreductase activity, acting on paired donors, with incorporation or reduction of molecular oxygen, reduced flavin or flavoprotein as one donor, and incorporation of one atom of oxygen; iron ion binding.